AUGAAAAUUUUAGAGGCACAAUCAGCGGUUCUAACCAAUUACGAGGUCUUCACUCACUUGAAUGCCAACGAAAAAAGGCAUCCAAGGUAUGGAAGAGAAGGUGGAAGGCCUCGCAACCUUGUGACAGUUACCAAAGAGUUGCUUGAAUAUUUUAGCGAUGCACCAUCACCACUUGCAUCAGAACCAUUUCCAUAUCAAGAGGAAACAAUCCGAAUCCUCCUUGAAAAGUUGCGAUGUUGGGACUUCACUAAAGCCGAGAUAAUCAUGAUCAUCAAUCUGCGGCCCACUAAACCAGAAAAUUUGAACACGGUCAUAGAGGAAAUGGAUUCCAGAUUUCCCGAAGAAGAUACGCAGGCGGAGAUUUGUGCAGCUAUCAUGGGGGUUCUCGGUCAACCAAAUGGGGAGGCGGAAAACGCAGCUAAGAGGGGUACUGUAUUGGAUAACCAAGCAGGAGAAGCAGGGACAAUGGCUGAUUAA
Blumeria graminis f. sp. triticale is the source of this 477-nucleotide messenger RNA. NCBI's taxonomy places the organism in Eukaryota, Fungi, Ascomycota, Leotiomycetes, Helotiales, Erysiphaceae. The record is from the annotation of a GenBank genome assembly.